GGGAACACAUUUUACCACUUUGGAAGUGUCUCUCGCGCAAACUAUUCAGUUUAGAAAAAAAUAAUAUUAGAAACUUUAAUAUCAUUUUAUAAGACCUAUCCAUAGAUAUCCCACACGUAUGGGUUUGAUGAAAAAAGUUUUUUUGAGUUUCGGUUCUAAGUAUGGGGAACCCCCAAAAUUUCUUGUUUUAUUUUUCUAUUUUUGUGUAAAAAUCUUAAUGCGGUUCAUAGAAUACAUCUACUUAGUUUCGGAAAAAAGUGGCUGUGACAUAAUCGGACAGACAGACGGACAUGACGAAUCUAUAAGGGUUCCGUUUUUUGCCAUUUGGCUACGGAACCCUAAAAAAGGCCAAUCACGUGCCACCGCGCUCCCAUAGAAAAAAUUAAACGGUUACCUUCGCGCGUUUAUGUCUUUUGUACCUACUACAUUUUUGUUUACUGAGAUAUUUACCAAUUUUCAUUAAUUAUUUAGGUUUUAUAGUAAAAAAAAGUAUUAUUUUAGAUGACUCGUAAAAAAAGUAUUGUAAAAAUAGUGAUAUAAUCAAGCUUUUCAAUCUCGUACCUUACUUAGGCAACUCAGCAAUCUGUGUUGCCUAAACACAGUACUGACUGAAAAGCUCUCUAUUAUAUCACGAUUCUAUAAAAUACCAUUGCGAGAUUUGGCGUUUUUUAGGUUAUAAAUUAUAUGGAGAUGACAUCUGUCACCCUACCCAUCGAGUUUAAAAAUACUAUAAAUAUUUAACUUGUUGUGUUAUCUGGUUAGCUAUUGUGUAGGUAGAUAUUAGAUAUGGGUGGGUAAAAUCAUGGAAGAUAAAAUAAUACCGCUUCCUGACGCUUUCUACUGAAAUUGAUACGAUUUUUACAAAAGGUCGAUGGCGAUGAUUACAUCGAGAAGUAGCCUUACCACGAGCUUGUCACUGACAUGCUCGCUCGUGCGGAGAUAUACCUAAGUGCGAGCGAGUUGUAUAGAAAGUAAGUUACGCAGACGUUAGCGAAUAUGUUAGUGUCAGGUCAAUGACAAGCUCGUGGUAGCCGUACCUGAUCUGAUUAUCGAAUGGAUAACAACGGUGGCAAUAGAAACUAGGUGAUAAAACAACCCAAUUUCAUUAUUAGUUUAGGUUCGUAAGAAUCACUUCGAUGAGGUGACUGUUGAAAGAAAAGUACACUCGGCGAUAAAACCUUAGGUAGGUAAAAUGAAAUUUUUGACAAAUAGUUAUUGAAGGAUUUUAAGGUAAAUUCGUAGCUCAGACUUUUACUAUUUUUAGAUACUGGAUAAGUAAACCAAACUAGAAAUUUAUAUUAAAACUCUACUUAUUCUUAUUCCACCUUUCUAUGUCAGACGCAUUUAACGCAUCUGACAUACCGACCUAUAUAUAUAUAGCCACUGCAGUGAUUCUAGAAAUGUUCGAUCUUGCCACUUUUAGAACAGAAAACAAUACAUUUCCGAGCAAUUGUGGCACAUAUUUCAAUGUCACUGUCGCUCUAGAAACGUGUCGAAAAUCUAUUGCUUUUCUUUCGUAAUAACAUUCAUCCCAUUACAGAAAUAGUGAAUUGUAGUUAUUGUUGCAUGAAAAAAUAUCGUGGUCCGAUGAAGUAGUAAAGUAUCUGGGGCGUUUAAGUUUGGCAACUGGGUGUUGCAGUGCGACACAGGAGGUACGCGGCACGGCGCGCCCGUGCCGCGGCGGUUGCGCGGGCGCGCUGUCGCAAACCUCCUCGCAGUUAGUUACGCGCGAGCGCCACUUGUGAAAUGGUCGUAUCUUAAACUAUUAUAAACCCUUUCAUACCCCGAUGGGUUUCGUUGUAAACAAAAAAUCGCGCGAUACGAACGGGACUCAAAUUUAUUGAAUAGACACUAAUUUAAUAACAUACUUAAGUAUUGGUGUCGACUGCCGACAUCGUAUUAUAGUGCUCGUCUGAAGUUCUGAGCGUCAACUUUAGACAUCACAUAAAUGUUUUACCUUCAUUUAAACAAAAAAAAAUAUCGGACUUCAAAUAUGAAGUGUAUAAAUAUUCAAGUGUUGGUGUUCGUGAUUAGCCUAGCGAUGACUUUAGCAAUGUCUAUUGAUGAACUGGAAGAUUUUAGUAACUAUCUAAAGGAAACAUCUCUGUUGGAUCAACCACUGAAAAAAUAUCCUUCAGACGAUAGUGACGACGUGCCAAUUUCUGAUCACGCCUGGGAAGAGAGUGGUCGAUUCGAGGGUGACUUGAUCCUCAACGACCGACAGAGGCAGCUUAUAGUGCAAGAUAUCGCGGAGGGGCUCUCUAGGAACGGUCUCAAAGAUAGCACUAAGCGAUGGCCAAACAAUGAAGUUAUUGUUUAUAUUCAAAGAGAGCAUUUCACCGGCGAUCAAGUUCAAGCAAUAUUGCGGGGCAUGGAAGAGCUUAGCCAAGCAUCUUGCGUCAAAUUCAGGCCGUAUAAGAAAGGGGAUCGAGAUGCCGUUGUCGUGCAAGGUAGCCGUCGCGGUUGCUUCUCGCAAGUGGGCUACCAGGGGGGCUACCAGGUGCUGAACCUGUCGGGCCGGCACCCGGUCGGCCGCGGCUGCUUCCGCCACGGCACGGUCGUGCACGAGUUCCUGCAUACGCUGGGCUUCUACCACAUGCAGAGCAGCCCCGACAGGGACGACUAUAUAGACGUCAUCUGGGAUAACAUCGUGCAACCGGCCAGACAUAAUUUCCGGAAGUACAAUCUGUUCUCCGUGUCGGACUUCGGCGUUGGAUAUGACUACGAAAGCGUGCUGCACUACAGCCGCAAAGCGUUCUCCUCGAAUGGCGGCGACACGUUGGUGCCUAAGAAGAGUGGCGCUGAAAUUGGACAGAGGAUAGGUCUCUCGGAUAAAGACAGUGCCAAGUUGAACAAGAUGUAUUGUGACUCAGACUCGAAUAACUUCGAAGCUGCGGACGACGUGUCACAUACUGUCAUUAAAAAGAAAAAGACUCCCAAGAACAAGCCUUUUGAAGGGCAUGGUAUAGGAUAUCACCAAGGUAAAACUGUGGUUUUUAAACUGCCUGCAGCUGAAACUUAUCGAUUACCAGAACAGCCGUCAAAUAUCCUGUUUGAUUAUUUCAGUAAAGCGCCGCAAGCCAUGCCACCGACGCUUAUUGAAGGAUUUGGAGUUGGACACGAAAUAGCUUAUUCGUACAAAUUGCCUGCUGGGUAUCAUGUAGCCGAACAUAAAAUCCCAACGUAUCAAUAUCCAACACUGUUCAAUAGAACGAAUAAUGCAGCAGAAUCUACAUUUAGACAACAUGAUAUACAAAAUAAUAAUGAAGACAUGAAGCCUUCUAAUAAUGCUGAUAUCGGGAAUAAAAAUAAGGAAACGAUAGAGGACUUCGACGAGAAAGUGAUUAAAAUACAAGCAACCAAAAAUGCAGAUACAGGCAAUGAAAAUGAUUAUACCAGUGCAUACCAGCCUAACAUCGAUUAUUCAGAAUUUUAUAAUCCAGUCAACAAGCAAGGAAUUGGGACCAAAACAGAUUAUUAUCUUAAUUACUCGCCAAAAUCUCAAGAAAAUCUUGAACACGGUACCAAAGAAAUAACAAAUUUAAAAUUAACCAGGCAGUUUAUAGAAACACUCAGGGAACCGAAAUCAAUGCAAUCCCGUAAUCGUCAUAAUAAAGAACCAGAACAGUUGUAUCAGAAUGAAUUUAACAAUAAACGUGAAAUUGUAGAUAAAUCAAAACCAGUUAAAAAUGAAAAAAAUACUCCAGGACAUGAUUCAUCGUUUGGUUAUGUGAACCCUAGCACAAAAGAGAUAAAAAAUAUUUAUUUUAUCAACCCAGAUUACACUUCCAAAAAAUAUUUGGAAAACAAGCAUGACUUCAGUAGCCUCUACUUCCCCAACGAUAAUAUAAAUAAAGAUCCUGCAUCCAGAAAUGCGCAGUAUAAAAUGUUCGGCGAAACUGUUCCUUUAACAAUAAACUAUACGUUCAAACAAAAUAGUCCAUUCAUACAGGGGGAAACACUAAAUGUUCAUACUAAUUUAGAUGAUAAUGAAAGAAUAAAUGAGGGUGUGAAAUAUCCAAACUACAAGACCGACGGUAACUCUGACGAACAAUAUAGUUAUGAAGAUUAUGAACCCCAUGACACGACAAAAAAUACUGACUUCCCGCAACCAAUAUCUAACGAAGAUAACUCGUCACAAACUUAUGAAGUGACUGAGAGACUUUCGGAAAAGGUAGAAUUAGUAACAGAAAAAUCUAAUUUUUAUUCUAAAUCACAUGAUGAUGAAACAAGGUUGGAAAAGCGUCUACCUGCCAUUCUAGAAAAGUAUGUAAGUUAUGAUAAUUACGAUAUAACUGCUCCGUUAUACGAUACCGACGAAUAUUAUAGAAAAACCUAAAGUAUAAGUAAAGAGGUUUGAUUGGUUGAUUUCGCAAUUCAAAGAACACAAAAAAAAAACAGUUCGUGUAAAUCUAAAGUCACGUAGAGAACAACUUGCGCGACUUAAUAUGUAUCACAUAGAUGUCAUACACCACAUCAAUCAGCUAGACGUAUUGACUUGCUGUAGCAUUUAGUUAGGUAAUGUAAAUCAAUGCACAUUAUCGCAUGAUUUUGUAUAUUAUUUAAAUUAUAUAUACCUACUUGUAAUAGGUACCAACAGUGCCUAAUGUACAAUAUGUACAUACGUAUCUGAUAGUUACAAUUAUAGAACAUAUAUUUUAAGUAUCUAGCCACUAGCCAGUAAUGUUAUGAUGAAGUUGCUAGCCAGUUAUGAUUCGGGGUUCAGGUGUAGGUAAUAUUCUCGGUCGAUUACGUUGCAAAUAAAUAAAUAAAACAGGAUUUUAGACAUUGAAUUCCAACUAUUGAUUUCGUGGUUUAUUGUUAUCGCCAUCGCCAAAUAGAACUACUAUAGGUACCAGAUGCUUCCAACCCAUUUGUAGUUAAAUACAAAUAUGUAAAUAA
Molecule: messenger RNA, 4902 nt
Organism: Cydia pomonella (codling moth)
Lineage: Eukaryota; Metazoa; Arthropoda; Insecta; Lepidoptera; Tortricidae
Exons: 6
Coding region: 1949-4339 (796 amino acids)
Biological process (GO): proteolysis
Molecular function (GO): zinc ion binding; metalloendopeptidase activity
Source: RefSeq, a predicted model, not a curated record